Oryzias latipes (Japanese medaka) is the source of this 1590-nucleotide messenger RNA. Its product is annotated as E3 SUMO-protein ligase ZBED1-like. Gene Ontology annotation, molecular function: protein dimerization activity. The record is from RefSeq and is a predicted model, not a curated record. NCBI's taxonomy places the organism in Eukaryota, Metazoa, Chordata, Actinopteri, Beloniformes, Adrianichthyidae.
CAUCAUGUUGAAACUCCGCAGUCGGCAAAUCAAGCCUUCAAUCCACCUUGUAUUGUGUCAAGAAAGCAAGAACUUGAUUCUGCAUUGGUGGAUAUGAUUGUAAUGGAUGCCCAACCAUUUUCAAUUGUUGAAGACAAAGGCUUCAAGGCUUUUGUCAACCUUUUGGACCCAUCCUACAUAAUUCCUAAUAGGAAAGCCUUGAGGACAAUGGUGGAGGAGAAGUACAAAGCCAAAAAGGAGAAGGCUUUAGAUGUGGUUAGCAGGGCCUCUGCUGUCAGCCUUACAGCAGACAUGUGGACAUCCAUUAACAUGGACGCUUACUUGGCUGUAACAUGCCAUUUUAUCACCGAGGAGGUGGAGCUGGCCUCUGUGGUCUUGGGGGUUCUGAAGUUUCCCCAAACCCACACUGCAGCUCACUUGGCUGAGGCCAAAAAUCUUCUCAUGGAAGAAUGGGGAAUUAAAGGGAAGGUGACAGGCCUGGUUACAGACUGUGCUCCCAACAUGGUUGCAUGUGCUAAUAUAUUACUGCUUCGGCACAUAAUGUGUUUUGCACAUAUGCUUAAUUUGGUGGUGAAAAAGUCCCUUGCCCAAACCCCUGAACUAGAGGAUAUCCGAAGUAAGGGGCGUAGGAUUGUCGGUCUUUUUAAAUCCAGCACCACAGCGAAGGAGAAGCUGUCAGAGAUGCAGCGACAGCUGGCCAGGCCAGAGCACAAAUUAAUACAAGAGGUGGAAACAAGAUGGAACAGCACAUUUAAUAUGUUGGAAAGGUUGUUUAAGGAGAGAGAGCCACUGGGGGCAGCUCUGGCCACCCUCCAUACAGACCUUCCUCCACUCACCUCAGAGGACUACCAGGCCAUACACCACUGCUUGAGCAUUCUUUCACCGUUUCAAGAGGCCACAGUUGAGCUUUCGACAGAAAAACGAGUGUCAGCAUCCAAAGUCAUUCCCAUGGUCAAAAUGCUGAAACAUUACAUCUCAAGCAGGUGUGGUCAGAUCACACACCCACUUGGUGAAAAACUGGCCACUAACUUGAAGAACAAUCUCCAUGAGAGGUUUUCAGCUCUGGAGAAGGUCACUGCUCUGUCAAUGGCAACCUUGUUGGACCCAAGGUUUAAAGAGCUGGGGUUCUGCAGCCAAGGCUCUGCCCACACGGCCAUAGAGCGACUCACUAAAGAGUGUGCUGCAACAAUGCAGGCGCUACUUCCAGAGGCACAGCCACAGUCGCCACCUAGAGAAGGUCCUUCAAGUCAGCAGGAAGAUGGUGGUCUCUGGGCCCUGCUGGACAGGCAUGUGGGGGUUCAACAGCAGGUGACCAGCACAACUGCCAGUGCAACAGUGGAGGUUCAGAGGUACUUAAAGGAACCUCACAUCCCAAGGACUCAGGACCCACUGAGAUACUGGGUUACCCACAAGGUUUUAUACCCACAUCUCUACAAGCUGGCAAUGAAGUUUUUAUGCACACCAGCUUCAUCUGUGCCUUGUGAGAGGAUCUUCUCCAAGGCUGGCGAAAUCGUCAGCCAAAGACGAAACAGGCUGAAGCCCAGCACAGUGGAGAAAAUUCUGUUUUUAAAUAAAAAUCUAUAACAUGUA